AUGAAGAUCUGUGGUUUAGCCGUAGUAUCGGUGCUAGCAUAUGCCGUGGGGUCAAUGGCCCAUGGAGACCAUUCUCAAACCGUUUUGAAGCAAAAACCAGCCGAUAAAAGAUGGCAAGACUGGCACAUGCUCGAGGAACACAACAUUGUGGAAUACGACGGCGAGACGUUCUUCACCAUGCACGAUCUCAAAGGCAUGGGAUCUUGGGAUAGGACCGAUAUAUUGAACAUUUAUGGGUUGGUCCAUGAGCAAAUCAUCGGGGACGGGUCUGGCGUCGGCCAAAAUCGGAUAGAAAUCACACCGGCAGUGCAGGAGAUGGUGGUGGAAUCGAUUUACAAGUUGUUCGACAAGAACAAGGACGGGUUGAUCAGUCGAGACGAAUGGUUGCAGUUCCACAACAACGGUGGCGAAUUGCCCGAUUUUGGCUAUGGACAGGGCCACCACUUGGAUUUUGAAAGUGAAUACGAGGAGCACCAUUGGAGGGAGUACCAUGCUCAAAACGACCCCGACACCAAGGUCAAGCAUAAGGAAGACAUAGAGCACGAGUUGUUGCACCACAAGUACGAGAUCGAAGAGACACACGACCGAUCAAAGAAGAUCAAGGACUUCACACGGCACUUUUUGUCAGAUAUUAGGAUCAACAACCUCCGCCCGAAAUAUAGAAGCGCCUAG
Molecule: messenger RNA, 672 nt
Organism: Lodderomyces beijingensis
Lineage: Eukaryota; Fungi; Ascomycota; Pichiomycetes; Serinales; Debaryomycetaceae
Source: the annotation of a GenBank genome assembly